AUGAUUUCGCUCAAACAUCACGCCCUUUACUGGGUCUUGUCACUCUUGACAGUUCCUCUUACCAGCAUCCGGAGGCUCCUCUUCAGCCAUGGACUCUUUAUGGGCUCUAUUGACGAGGUCGAAUUCGCGACUAUGUGCCUCUCCAUGUAUUUUGUUGCACGCCCUGUGUUAGGCGGACUACAAGACUUUCAUCGAGAAGUAGAAGUUGGCGUGACCAAGUGCAGUGGUCUUAUAGAGGCGGCUGAUCUCGAAAAGACCAUCGAGGAGAAUAGCAUCACGAAAGAACCCGAAUCCAGAAACGGCAAUGCGAAAGGAACAAAGUCCCAAAAGCGCCGGAAGAAACCCGCCAAAGGUGGCAAAGGUGCCAAUGGCAAGCCUCGAGCAGUUCACUUUCAGAAGGAGUCGGCCCAAAAUGGGGAUGCGAAGCUGUCGAACGGGAAUAGAGCUCUUCAGAACAUAGUGGCAGCACAACGACUCCGGAAGAAAUCAACUAGUCGAUACACUGCCAACCAGCAGUCAUUCCUCAACUUGACUUGGAAGUACCUUGACAUUCUGUAUUUUAUGCCUCUAGGGAUUUUGUUCACUCAUACAGAGCCUCUCAUUGGGUUUGGUGAGCGUGAUGGAAACUCUCAUCUCCAGUCAGUUGGCCGAGUACUCCUGAGCUUUCUAGUCAUGGGCAUCCUGGAACCAAUCAGACAGAACUAUUGGCCUUGGUGGCCUGGUAUCUGGUUCGCUGAUAGCCUCAGUGGUCUCGAUAUUUUCAUUCGUGUUUGGUUACUAGUGCCACUCAUUGAUGUUGCCGAGACUGUACUGUACGCUAUUGCUUCCAGAGUCCGUCCAGGAUGGUAUAAAAAGAGACUUGAGCUUAUGGAAAGACCUCUUUAG
Molecule: messenger RNA, 885 nt
Organism: Fusarium subglutinans
Lineage: Eukaryota; Fungi; Ascomycota; Sordariomycetes; Hypocreales; Nectriaceae
Exons: 3
Coding region: 1-885 (294 amino acids)
Source: RefSeq, a predicted model, not a curated record